UCAUACCGAGUAUUUGCCGACCCCAGAGUGCUAACAAGGUGCUAUCUCUGUACCUAUUUCACUGACUUAGACGUGGACCAGCUCUAGCGGACGUGCCUAGUCUGUUGUCAUUUUGGUUAGUAGUUUAAUUCGAAUCAAAUCUUCAAGAUGGAAGCUAUUCCCAUUGGUCAUUGUGAGGAGAAGAGUGGCAAGUCGUAUGAUGGGACCAUAGAGCAAGGAAUUGAAGGUACACACGAGCCAGACAUGGAGACGGACAAAGGGAUUAAGGGAGACAUGGAUGCCACUGGCAGUGACUCGGCAAGUCGUGGUAAAUGGACAGGCAAACUGGACUUCAUAUUGUCCAGUAUGGGAUACGCCAUUGGGUUAGGCAAUGUCUGGAGAUUUCCCUAUCUCUGCUACAGCAACGGAGGAGGGGCUUUUCUCUUCCCGUAUCUAAUCAUGCUGCUCUUGAUUGGUUUCCCGAUGUUGUUCCUGGAGAUAUCAUUCGGUCAGUUCGGUAGUCUUGGCUGCAUCUCAGUGUGGCGGAUCAGCCCGCUCUUCAAAGGUAUCGGUUUCGGCAUGGUUCUGAUGUCCGCUUACUUCUGUCUAUACUACAAUAUCAUCAUAGCCUACUCCACUUACUACAUGUUCGCCUCUGUCUUGAACCCGUUACCAUGGGUAGGGUGCAACCACACAGACUUCAAUACGGAGGCAUGUUUUGCUGCAUCUCAGGGAGACGAUUUGAAGGAAUGUCCUUUCGAACUUGUCAACUACACGGCCAACAACACGAGGCCUAUCUUUGCCAGCGAGGAGUAUUUCAAGCAUCGCGUCUUGAAGAUGACUGACUCUUUAGGUGACAUGGGAACCAUUCAAUGGGAAAUUCUCCUCUGCUUCAUCUUCGCCUGGCUACUUACCUUUAUCUGUAUUAGUAGAGGUAUCAAGACGUCAGGGAAGGUUGUGUACUUCACUGCAACUUUCCCGUAUGUGGCUUUGAUAGCCCUACUCAUCAUUGGCGCUCUUCAGCCCGGUGCAAUCAAUGGGAUACUGUACUUCAUCACUCCACAGUUUGAUAAACUCAAAGAUGUACAGGUUUGGAAGGCGGCAGCCAAUCAGGUUGUGUUUUCGUUUGGCGCGGGAUGGGGAGGUUUACAGACGUUGGCAAGCUACAACAAGUUCCACAACAAUACGCUCAGAGAUGUCAUUGCCAUUGUACUGGGAGGUGCCUUGACCAGCAUCUUAGCUGGAUUUGUUGUGUUCUCCAUCAUUGGCUUCAUGGCAUGUGAUGCAAAAGUGCCUAUUGAAAACGCUAUUGAUGCAGGACCUGGAUUAGCAUUCGUGGCUUACCCUGAGGCUGUCUCACGGAUACCUGUAGUACCUCAGCUCUGGUCCUUCAUAUUCUUCUUCAUGCUUAUCACACUUGGAUUGGACAGUCAGUUUGUUACCGUGGAAACCAUCAUCACUGCCGUCAUGGAUGAAGCAUCCGACUUCCUCCCCAACAUCCGCAAGAAGAAGACAUGGAUCAUAUUCACUGUGUGUUUCCUCAUGUUUCUCAUCGGAUUGCCUUUCACAAUGAAUGGAGGUAUCUACCUGAUGACGCUGUUUGACUGGUACUCUGCCGGCUACAGCCCAAUGCUCCUAGCACUGACAGAACUGUGUGUCUUUAACUUCAUUUACGGACAAGAGAGGUUUCUUCGGGAGAUUGGUUUUAUGAUUGGCAUCAAUAAUGAGAUCUGGAAAGUCUUCUGGAAGAUCAUGUGGUAUUUAAUCACUCCAGUCUUGAUAAUUUUCCCCACAGUGUAUGGCUUUGUGGAGUACACCCCUGCAUCCUAUGCUGGUUACAUCUUCCCAGGCUGGGCAGAGGCAAUCGGCUGGACUAUGACCUGCUCAUCACUGAUGUGCAUUAUCAUCUAUGCUAUAUACUACCUCAUCUUCAAGGUUGAAGGCACAUUACUGGAGAGAGUAAAGCUCGCCAUCAGGUCAAGCCCUGAGUGGGGCCCAGCCCAAGAUAAGGACCGAGCGGAGGUGGGAUAUCCACCCAUGCCCAAGCGCUCAAGACCUGGGGAGGGGGACAUCAUGGGCCUGGAUGUGGGCCAUACCAACAGCGUGUUUGUUGGGGAUCAAGACGUGAAGCCACCGUCUUACACAGAGGUGACCGGUCCUGAGACUGUACACGUGGAAACGCAAACUUAGACUAACAAAAAAGAUUCUGAGGAAAUGACGAUAAUUGCUUUUUUGGCGAUGGCAAAGUUAUGUUUGCUAUCUUAGAGCAAGUUAUCAAACAUUAUUUAGACCUCCUGUGGUUGGUUGAACUUGCUGUAAAUACAUGUAGCAUUAUAAUUAGUAUUUUGAGAUUUUUACAUUUUUGUGCUUUUUACCCCCAUUUUUCUGUGGGUAUUUUUUGUAUCCUUUUAUUUUCCUAUAAUUUCUAGUUAUUUGCUUUUGAAUAGAAUGAAAAAAAUAUCUGUCCAUAUUUAGAAUUUGAAUAUCAGUAAUACUUUACAAGUCUACAUUUAUUUGUGGCCCGCGAAUAAUUGAGUUCUGAGUGUGGUACAUAUGCACAUAAUUUAAUGAUGUGAGCCUCUUUUGGGUUGCAGUUGCCAAAUAGAACAAGGCAGUUUAACAAAAUUUAAAAGAACAAAACACAGAGCUGAAGAGCACAGACAGUAUUAUGUUUCUUUAGAAGAUGGAUCAUGUUAUGAAAUAAAAUAGAGGAAUUUUGUUGGAACUAUACACUGUAAAUACACUAGUUAGAUUUGACUAUAGAAAACAGUCCCACUUGCAGCCAGCAUGCAACGAUGACUGUUUUCUAUUAACAUUUUUUUUCUAUAGAUUGUAGCUGUGUUAAUGAUUGAGGGUUCUAUUAUCUUCACUUUUCUGUCAUUUAAAAUAAUGACCAAAAACAGCGCUUUAGUUAUCACACAAAAACUUACGAUACCACGAAGUGCAUGUUUCCAGAGUUAUACAAUGCAUUAGAAGAAUACUUUAAUUACGAAAACAAAAACACAGUGUGCAAAAAGGCACCGGAGCUAACACGCCACUUCCGUCAGCUCGUAUAGCCAGAGGGGGUGGGGUGGGAACGGGGGGGGGAGGUUGAUGAACCAAUCCCAAAUUCGACAUCCGUUAAAGUUUUUAGCUACCCAUUUUUUGUAAAGGAAUAAAGUAUUCCAUAAGUCCAGCGCGAAAAGGGGUCAUAUAUAUAUAUAUAUAUACAUGUAUGAUUGUUGAUUAUAUUAACAACGACAAUGGAGGAGGUGGUCUCGCUUAUGAGACUUUUAUAUAUAAUUUUCAUUACUUUGUAUCAAUGGGCAUUUUUACAACUACUGAAAACUGUUGGACGGGGGCUAUACGAAUUCAAGUUCUUAUGUAUCCUAUUUUUUAUAUUAAAAUUUGAACUCCAUUUUUGGAUAUGAUUUUAAUCAUUUAUCGUCUUGAUUGAAUGCAAUGUGGAACAGGAGUUUUGAACAUUUAAGUGAAGGGUAGGCCUAGGUCUAAAGAUGAUGCUCAAAUCAACAGAAUCUGAUAGGCAUUCUGAAUAAAAUUGGAAUCAUUC
Patiria miniata (bat star) is the source of this 3529-nucleotide messenger RNA. Its product is annotated as sodium- and chloride-dependent glycine transporter 1-like. Lineage: Eukaryota; Metazoa; Echinodermata; Asteroidea; Valvatida; Asterinidae. The transcript has 13 exons. Gene Ontology annotation, cellular component: membrane. The coding region runs from base 148 to 2169 and encodes 673 amino acids. Gene Ontology annotation, biological process: sodium ion transmembrane transport. The record is from RefSeq and is a predicted model, not a curated record.